CCCUGAGGGGUGUUCCACGAACGGAGGUUAAACAAACACUGAGUUAACGCUGAACUCUAGGUUGAUUGACCCUGUGCCGACCAACCCAGAGUUUUCGGUUCCACAGCAGCGGUUAUGCAUUAGUUCAAUCAACUUGCGGUUGGUUAACCCAGGGUUGUGCGCGUCCACGCCAAACCUAUAAAGACGUGAUGUAUGGAUCAUGGAAUUACCGAUCAAUAUGGCGAAACGGGCCGCAUAUUUCUCAGAUCUCGACCUCCAGGUUCUCCUGGAGAGUUACGAUGAGGAAAAGGGAGUGAUAAUGAGGAAAUGCAACACAAAAGCAUCUGCCAUAAUGAGAAAUAAAGCCUGGCAGAGGAUAGCUGACCGCGUAAAUUCGUAAGUGUCAUGGUAAAAGCACUAUCCUAAAUAUUUGAACUAUGAAUAUAUUCAUUACCUAUCUCAGUUAAGCUUUCUUAACAUUCCAUAAUCUGUUAUCUAUAAAGAUGUAAUCCGACGGCCCCCAAACGAACUCGGGAACAAGUAAAAAUGAAAUACAAAAACGUUGUACAAGCUGCCAAUCGUAAGAGGGCCGACAGUCGGCAGACUGGAUCGGGCCCUCCAAUUACCUUCACCCCGGUUGAGGAGCUGGCUCUAACCAUUAAUGCAGGGCGCCCUGGCAUGGAGGGGAUACCUGGAGGUACCUCCUCCGAGAGUCCGGGGCCAUCUCCGUCCACUGUCAACCCACUGGUUGAAUAUCAAGACGGAGUAUUGCUUUUAAUCGAGCCGGCUACGAAUCCUCCAGUUUAUGUAAGUCCGGAGGCCGAUGAAAAUAUUGCCAUGGAUGGGUCUGAAAGAACUGAGACUGUGGUCGAGGAAGCGGCGGGUACAUCAGGGUCGCAAUAUCAGCAUUUGACUACUAAAGAAUUAUAUCGACUUCAUCUUCAGCGGGAAAUCGCUAAGGCUGAUUUGCAAAUGGAGUACACAAAGCUGCUGAUAGAGGUAAAAAAAAGGAGGUUGGGCAGAAAUUCAACGCGGACAUGAUAUUGCUAUUCAAUGUCUAAUUAUAUUAUUUUUCCUCCCUCAGCAACUAAAGAAUAAAAAUGAUUGAUAAAAACA
Molecule: messenger RNA, 1095 nt
Organism: Gadus macrocephalus (Pacific cod)
Lineage: Eukaryota; Metazoa; Chordata; Actinopteri; Gadiformes; Gadidae
Exons: 6
Coding region: 526-1020 (164 amino acids)
Cellular component (GO): nucleus
Source: RefSeq, a predicted model, not a curated record